GAAAAAAGUUGCAAGGGGCGAAAGCGAAAUUUAGGCUAUAUCUUUGUCUGCGCAAGUCUAUAGCAGCAAGGGCUCUCUCUUUCUCUCUCAAACUCUCUUCGAUGAAGAAGAAGAUGACGAUGGGUAGGAUCUCCAGUGGUACAGCCAUGGGCAUGCUAUUGCUCCUUGCUCUCUUCAGCAUUUCCUCUGUUCAUUCCUUUUACCUUCCUGGUGUUGCUCCUCGCGAUUUCCAAUCCGGCGAUGAGUUACCUGUCAAAGUGAACAAAUUGUCGUCUACAAAGACACAACUCCCAUAUGACUUCUACUACUUAAAAUAUUGUAAGCCCAAGAAGAUUUUGAACAGUGCAGAAAAUCUUGGGGAGGUGCUUCGAGGUGACCGCAUUGAGAAUUCUGUUUACGUUUUUAAAAUGAGGGAGGAGAAAUCAUGUACAGUGGCCUGUGGUAGAAUUAAGCUUGAUGCCGAAGCUGCUAAAAAUUUCAAGGAAAAAAUUGAUGAUGAAUAUCGAGCAAACAUGAUUUUGGAUAAUCUUCCAGUUGCUGUUCUUAGGAAAAGGGCAGAUGGAAUUCAGUCAAAAACUUAUGAGCACGGUUUCCGUGUGGGGUUCAAAGGAAAUUAUGCUGGGAGUAAAGAAGAGAAAUAUUUCAUUAAUAACCACUUGAGCUUCCGGGUGAUGUAUCACAAAGAUCCCGAGACAGACUAUGCCAGAAUUGUUGGGUUUGAGGUUACACCAAACAGUAUCAAUCAUGAAUAUAAGGAGUGGAAUGAGAAGAAUCCUCAGUUGGUUACGUGCAAUAAGGACACCAAAAAUUUACUGCCUGGUAGCACUGUUCCGCAAGAGGUUGAUGCUGAUAAGGAAGUUAUAUUCACAUAUGAUGUUUCCUUUGUGGAAAGUGAUAUCAAAUGGGCAUCUCGCUGGGACACAUACCUCCUCAUGAAUGAUGAUCAGAUCCACUGGUUCUCCAUAAUAAACUCCCUGAUGAUUGUCCUCUUCCUUUCUGGUAUGGUGGCUAUGAUCAUGAUGAGAACUUUGUACAAAGAUAUUUCCAACUACAAUCAGUUAGAAACCCAAGAUGAGGCUCAGGAAGAAACUGGAUGGAAGCUUGUUCAUGGAGAUGCUUUUAGGGCACCAAUCAAUUCUAGUCUACUCUGUGUUUAUGUCGGCACUGGGGUUCAGAUUUUUGCGAUGACACUUGUAACAAUGAUAUUUGCUUUGCUGGGCUUCUUGUCUCCUUCCAACCGAGGUGGCCUGAUGACUGCCAUGGUUCUCUUGUGGGUUUUCAUGGGCUUAUUUGCUGGUUAUUCCUCUGCAAGAUUGUACAAGAUGUUCAAAGGCACAGAAUGGAAGAGGAAUACUUUAAAAACUGCAUUUAUGUUUCCUGGUAUACUUUUUGCCGUAUUCUUUGUGCUAAAUGCACUGAUUUGGGGGGAACAAUCAUCUGGUGCAGUGCCCUUUGGUACAAUGUUUGCCCUUGUGUGCUUAUGGUUUGGAAUAUCAGUUCCCCUAGUAUUUGUGGGUAGUUAUCUGGGUUUCAAGAAGCCAGCUAUCGAAGACCCCGUGAAAACGAACAAAAUUCCUAGGCAGAUACCAGAGCAGGCAUGGUACAUGCAACCAGUUUUCUCGAUUCUUAUUGGAGGCAUUCUUCCAUUUGGAGCUGUUUUCAUUGAGCUGUUCUUCAUCUUGACAUCAAUAUGGCUGAAUCAGUUCUAUUACAUCUUUGGAUUCCUGUUUAUUGUGUUCGUCAUCCUCUUGAUCACUUGUGCGGAGAUAACAAUCGUUCUUUGCUACUUCCAGUUGUGCAGUGAAGAUUACCAUUGGUGGUGGAGAUCAUACUUGACUGCUGGCUCCUCUGCCCUAUACCUUUUCCUCUACUCCGUGUUCUACUUCUUUACCAAGUUGGAAAUAACAAAGUUUGUUUCAGGUGUUCUGUACUUUGGGUACAUGAUCAUUGUUUCAUACUCUUUCUUUGUCCUCACCGGAACCAUCGGCUUCUACGCGUGCUUCUGGUUUGUUCGAAAGAUCUACUCGUCCGUGAAGAUUGACUGAAAAUUGCAUCACAUGAAGACCAAGUUCUCCAGACAUACAUGAGAAAGCUGAAGGAAUGGUUUGAAGUGAGAAGUUUGUUGAUUAGCUUUCUCCUUAUAAAGAAGAUAGGAAAAUUUUCCAAGUCUAAAACUUUUCUAUUGUGAUGGUAGCAUAGGGCUUGCUUGUUAUGUUGUCUACAUUAUUAGAUGUUCUUGAACUGUACUUAGUAAAGGUAAGGUAGUAUGUGUACAAGUAACAAGAUGCUCAAAACAAUGAUCUCAGAUGUCUUGUUUUUUAAACAUAAUCUUUGCAUCCGAGUCUGUGAACGCUUAGUCGGUUUUUAGUAGCUAUUUUAUAAAUUUCUUUAUUUAAUUA
Molecule: messenger RNA, 2399 nt
Organism: Humulus lupulus (European hop)
Lineage: Eukaryota; Viridiplantae; Streptophyta; Magnoliopsida; Rosales; Cannabaceae
Product: transmembrane 9 superfamily member 7
Exons: 7
Coding region: 102-2045 (647 amino acids)
Biological process (GO): protein localization to membrane
Cellular component (GO): membrane
Source: RefSeq, a predicted model, not a curated record